Molecule: messenger RNA, 1375 nt
Organism: Perca fluviatilis (European perch)
Lineage: Eukaryota; Metazoa; Chordata; Actinopteri; Perciformes; Percidae
Gene: ubr7
Product: ubiquitin protein ligase E3 component n-recognin 7
Exons: 12
Coding region: 185-1300 (371 amino acids)
Cellular component (GO): cytoplasm
Molecular function (GO): zinc ion binding; ubiquitin protein ligase activity
Source: RefSeq, a predicted model, not a curated record
UGAUACGGAAGUGAAGCGGAAGUGGUCAUCAGAGUGGCAGCAGUUGAACAGCGCGCGGAGCUGCUAGAUGAUUGUUAUUGAUUGUUUGAUCCGUUUAACCAGUUUAUUAUAUUAUUAUUAUAUAUCUGACAGCUCGGCGUGAAUAGUCCGGUUCCUGUUGCUGGGUCGGUCGCUGUCUGACUCGAUGGCGGAGGAGCAGACGGUGUCUCUGGUGGAUGUUCUGGAGGAAAAUGAAGAGUUGGAGGAAGAAGCUUCAGCCGUGUUGGCAGGAAGUGACUCUGAUCUCUGCUCCUAUCCUCAGGGCUAUGUGAAGCGUCAGGCUCUGUAUGCCUGCAGUACGUGUACUCCAAAGGGCGGCGAGCCGGCCGGCGUGUGUCUGGCGUGUUCCUACAAAUGUCACGAAGGUCACGAGCUCUUUGAACUCUACACCAAGAGGAACUUCCGCUGUGACUGUGGAAACAGGAAGUUCACAGAGCUGCAGUGUAAACUGUUUCCUGAGAAGGACGAGCUCAACACUCAGAAUAAAUACAGUCAGAACUUCUUUGGCGUUUACUGCACCUGCAGCCGGCCGUACCCCGACCCCGACGACCAGGUGGAGGACGAGAUGAUCCAGUGUGUGGUGUGUGAGGACUGGCUGCACGGCAGGCACCUGGGCGUGGUGGUUCCAGACGGUGUGGAGCUGCAGGAGAUGAUCUGUGAAUCCUGUAUGAACAACAACUCUUUCCUCUGGACCUACACGGCUCACCUUUCAGUUCCAGGUGCAACAGUUGAGGUGAAGGAGGAACCGAACACAAAUGUUCCUAAAGAAGAGGAAAAGGGUGAUGAUGUCAUGGAGCCCAGCUGUAAGCGGAGCCGUGAGGAGGCGGAGCCAGGCUGCAGACUGAAGGAGCUGCAAGAGAUUGGUCAGAAAAGGGUCCAAUCAGGAGCCGUGUUCUGGCCGUCAGCGUGGCGCUCCAAACUCUGCUCCUGCAACACCUGCAAGGAGCGUCUGUCUACAGCUGGCCUGUCCUUCCUAUUGGACGAAUCGGACACUGUCCUGGCCUAUGAGAACAAAGGGAAGAGCAGCGAGCAGAGACACCAAGGACCCGACCCGCUGAUGUCAGCGCUGGACAACCUGAACCGAGUUCAGCAGCUCGAGAUCAUCCACGGGUACAACGACAUGAAGACGGAGCUGAAGGACUUCUUGCAGAGAUUCGCAGCAGAAGGAAAGGUGGUGACAUCUGAGGACAUCCGUCAGUUCUUCGAGCAGCAGCAGAGUCGUAAGAGACGGCGAGACGACGGACGCUUCUACAGCCCCUGAACGCCUCUGUCUGUUUCUGUUUUUAAUGUUUCCUUUUUAAUGAAAAGUAAUAAAAGUCAGUCAGCUGAAUCCUGA